This is a messenger RNA of Syzygium oleosum, 3523 nucleotides long. RefSeq names its product disease resistance protein RUN1-like. Gene Ontology annotation, molecular function: ADP binding. The transcript has 4 exons. NCBI's taxonomy places the organism in Eukaryota, Viridiplantae, Streptophyta, Magnoliopsida, Myrtales, Myrtaceae. The record is from RefSeq and is a predicted model, not a curated record. The coding region runs from base 17 to 3523 and encodes 1168 amino acids. Gene Ontology annotation, biological process: signal transduction; defense response.
CAGAAGCCAAACACGGAUGCGAACCGUGAAGAUUUCCCCGCCUAUCAAGCCGACGUCGGGCUACAAGUAUGACGUGUUCUUGAGCUUCCGAGGGCCGGACGCUCGCCACACGCUCGCGGAUUACCUCUACGAAAGCUUAGUCGAUGCUGGUAUUAGCGUCUUUAGAGACGAUGAAGAGCUUACCGUAGGCGGGAGUAUUGGACAGGAGCUCGAGCGAGCGAUCGAUGACUCGAGGAUCUACGUGCCAAUCUUCUCAGAAGGCUACGCGUGCAGCGCGUGGUGCCUCCAGGAGCUCGCACACAUGGCGAAGCGCCGUAGAGAAUCCAGGGGACAAGAAAUUGUGCCCAUAUUCUACGGCGUUAGUCCUUCGGACGUCAGGCUCGGGACGGGGUCGUACGGCCAGGCCCUGCUCAAGCACGAGGGGCGCUACGGCGAGGGGAUGGUGCAAGAGUGGAGGGAGACUCUAAUGGAAGUCGGACAUCUCAGAGGAUUGGACGCACGAAACGCACCGCUUGGUAAACUUGUUAGAGAUCUUGUUCAAAAGCUUUCUAUAAAGCUGAAGAAGAGACAAAAGGUUCUUCCCGAUCAUUUAGUUGGAAUUGAUGAUCGAGUCAAAGACGUGAUGCAGUUGUUGGACUGCUGCUCCCUGGACGUACGAUUUCUUAUUGUGCACGGGAUGGGAGGCAUCGGCAAGACAACUCUUGCCAAAGCGGUUUUCAAUGAGAUAUCUCCUCUGUUUGAUGGUUGCAGCUUCCUUUCAGAUAUCCGAGAAACUUCACUAAACGGUGGCAUUGUAAGGUUGCAGAACCAACUGUUAUCGGAUAUCCUGAAGAGGUCCAUGGAUGCCCAAGACAUCGAUGACGGUGUCAACAUGAUACGAGAAAGAUUUCGCAACAAGAGUGUCCUCAUUGUUCUUGACGACGUGGACAAGAGAGAGCAGCUCAUGGAACUGACAGGGAACCGUAACUGGCUCGGCCCAGGAAGCAGGAUUAUUGUCACAACUAGGCAUGUGGGUCUUCUGGCAGUGUAUAGUGUCCCAUUUCUUCCUAAAGAGUAUUAUCAGAUGACGGAGAUGAAUACUUGCCAUGCUCUUCAACUUUUCAGUAAGCAUGCCUUUGGAGAAACCCUACCUUCAGAUGAUCUCGAAACUAUUUCCAGUGAAAUAGUGACCACUACCGGAGGAAAUCCUUUGGCUCUUGAAGCUUUAGGUUCUUUCCUCCGGGGCAAAAGCCUCAAGAUAUGGGUAGAAACAUUGGAGCGUGCAAUGAAAGGACCUGAUAGGAAAGUCCAAGAGAAGUUAAGGAUAAGUUAUGAGGCAUUAAACUUUGAGGAGAAGCAAAUUUUCUUAGAUAUUGGAUGCUUUUUCAACGGCGUAGACAGCACAACUGCAACAUAUAUGUGGAAAGAUUGUGGUUUUUUCCCUGAAAGUGGACUUGCUGCUCUCACUGAUAUGUCUCUGUUGAAGAGAGACCAUCACAACAUUCUUCAGAUGCAUGGCCUGAUCAGAGAUCUUGGAAGGGAAAUUGUUCGAGAGGAGAAUUAUCUGAAUGCAGGAAGUCGAAGCAGGUUGUGGGAAUCCGAGGAAUGCCUUCGUGUACUUCGUGAACUGAUUGAUUACCAGCGAACGAGCAAUGUUGAAUUACUUAGGUUACAAUUCCCUGAGGUACAGACGUUUACUAGUCAAGAAUUUGCUGCUCUGCCAAAGCUAAGGUGUCUUCAUGUUGAAGGGGUAAACUUCACUGGAGAUUAUAAGAAUGUUUUGAGAGAAUUGAGAUGGCUAUCUUGGGAUCGUUGUCCUGCAGACUUUGAUGCGACCAAUUUCUCUCCAAGCAAUCUAGUCGUUCUCAAGCUUUCUCGUAGUGAACUUAGAGAUGAUUGGCCUGGAUGGCACCAAAUCACGGAUUCAUCUAAGGUGAAAUUUCUGGAACUUGAAAAAUGCAGCCGCUUAACUAAAUUGCCCGACCUCUGUGCCCUCUCGACAUUGGAACGGUUGACUAUACGAAAUUGCCAAAGCUUGGUUAAAAUUGAUGAAUCAAUUGGUAAGCUAGUGAACCUGAAUUACUUGGAAAUUGAUGUGUGCAAAGCUCUGAGAGAGUUGCCCGAAGAAGUUGGUUGUCUAAAGGCCUUGAAAGAGCUGAUCGUGAGAGGGACAAUACUCAGACCUGCUGGUUCGUAUCUUCCCCACUCGAUUGGUGAUCUACAGUCUUUGACAGGCCCAGAGACGGAAAGUGUUGGAAUUAGCAAACUUGCACACUCAAUUGGAGAGCUAAUGGAUCUUGAAAGGUUGUGUUUGUCCAGGUGUUACGAGCUAAGAAAGCUUCCAGACUCAAUUGGGGGACUGGAAUCACUGCUUGAGUUGGAUCUGUCUUAUACAAAAGUCACAGAAUUACCUGAUUCGAUUGGAAACCUGAGGAAGUUGAAGGUCAUAAGGGUAGAUCAUAGUACUAUAAGCAAAAUCCUGGCGACUAUAGGCAUGAUGGAGAAGCUAGAAGAAUUUCAUGCCAAAAACUGCAUGAAUUUGGAGGGAGAUGUUCCUAGUGGAAUUGGGACUCUGUCCUUUCUGAAAGUCCUGAACUUAUCUCAUGCUCGCAUCCGAUCUUUGCCAACAACAAUCAAUCAGCUCUCUCAUCUCAAGGAACUUCAUUUGGACUGUUGCCAUGAGCUUAUACAAAUCCCAGAGCUUCCCGCCAGUUUGAUUAACCUGCAUGUUAAGUCUCGCUCACUACAGACAGUCCCAAACUUCUCAAACCUGACCAAUUUAGUCAAUCUAAUCGUAGUUGACUACUUUGAGGAAUCUCUUUCUAAGCCAUUCGAGGCCAAUUAUAUCCGAACACCAUACCUGAAGUCAGAUGGGAGGUUUUCUCGACUGGAGACGCUGAAACCUGUCCAUACAAAUGACGUUGCACCACCGACUGAGUUGGCUUCACUUCCUGGUCUGGAGCGACUAGUUUUGUCUUGUUUUGACCUGCAAUCCCUCACUCAGGUGCAUCCUGACACGCUGCGCGGGAAGGAGCGUAUCUGGACGUCAUUGGAUGAAUUAUGUUUUCACAAUUCUCACUUCACAAAUUUGUCAAGUUUAGAGAUACGUAAAUCGUGGCUGCCACAUAUUCCAGCCAGUCGGUAUGGACAAUGGGAGAAUCUGAGGGAACUGAUCAUGUCGAACUGCGUAUUUCUGGAGUGUUUAUCCUGUCUGUCAGGCUUGAAGAAGCUCAGAGUGUUGCGCCUGUUGAACUGCCCGAAGCUAGUUGAGAUCCAAGGUCUCGAAGAACUGGAAUCCUUGGAAAGUAUAAGGAUCAACCAGUGCCGUUCCCUAGUAAGUUUGCCUAAUCUCUUGAAGUCGAAGGAGUUGAGGACCAUGGAAUUUAGAUUCUGCAGAUCAUUAGUGAGUUUGCCUUCUCUAUCUCAGGUAGCUUCGGAAGACUGUCAUCUAGUAGUUGACGGAUGCGAUAAGCUAGCCAGCCACAAUGGCCCUUGCUGUCUUUACAAAAAGAAACGGAAAUUGUUUGACCUUGCUGGAGCCUAG